This is a messenger RNA of Xyrauchen texanus (razorback sucker), 7382 nucleotides long. Its product is annotated as phosphatidylinositol 4,5-bisphosphate 3-kinase catalytic subunit alpha isoform-like. Gene Ontology annotation, molecular function: 1-phosphatidylinositol-4-phosphate 3-kinase activity; 1-phosphatidylinositol-3-kinase activity. Gene Ontology annotation, biological process: phosphatidylinositol-3-phosphate biosynthetic process; phosphatidylinositol-mediated signaling; phosphatidylinositol 3-kinase/protein kinase B signal transduction. Lineage: Eukaryota; Metazoa; Chordata; Actinopteri; Cypriniformes; Catostomidae. Bases 625 to 3834 code for a protein of 1069 amino acids. The transcript has 19 exons. Gene Ontology annotation, cellular component: cytoplasm; plasma membrane; phosphatidylinositol 3-kinase complex, class IB. The record is from RefSeq and is a predicted model, not a curated record.
UCUCACACACACACACACUCACUCACACAGACACACACACACAUACACACACACACUCUCACACACACACACACUCUCACACACACACACACACACACUCACACACACACACACACACACACACUCUCACACACACACACACACACACUCACUCACACAGACACACACACACAUAAACACACACACACACACACAUACACACACACACUCUCACACACACACACACACACACCACCAAUAAUGAGAUCGAAACGCAAGUCGCUAAUAAACCCCGUCCUUACGCUCACUAGUUACCAGAAGAUCCCUCCUACUCGCUACAUUAUAUUAAUCUUGUUUAUUACGACCUUAAACGUUUAACUUUGAUUUAGUGUGGCCUAUUGGUUCAUAAGGUGUGAUCGGCGCGAUGAUGAGGUGUUGCUAAAGCUUGCUUGAAAACAUACUUUAUUUUUGUAAUUCGGUUUGGUGCUAGAAAUUAAACACUUCAUCUUUAAAAGUGUAUUUUUUGUUGUUAUUGAUCAAUAACUGGCUGUAUUUAAAGAGACUGGAUUGUGAAUGUUUCUCCCCUCAGGAGAAAAAGAGGUUGGCGAUUUGUUUCGAUAUUCAGGAUUGUGAGGACUACAAACCAUGCCUCCAAGACCGUCCUCGGGAGAACUAUGGGGCAUCCAUUUGAUGCCCCCCAGGAUUCAGGUGGACUGUUUGCUGCCCAAUGGCAUCAUCCUGACGCUGGAGUGCCUCCGAGAGGCCACGCUCAUCACAAUCAAACAUGAACUGUUUAAGGAGGCGAGGAAGUGCCCUCUUCACCACCUGCUGCAGGAGGAGACCUCCUAUAUUUUCGUCAGCGUAACGCAAGAUGCGGAGCGCGAGGAGUUCUACGAUGAAACGAGGAGACUUUGCGAUCUUCGGUUAUUCCAGCCCUUCCUGAAGGUCAUCGAGCCUGUAGGAAACAGAGAGGAGAAAAUCCUCAAUCGAGAAAUCGGUUUUGCCAUCGGCAUGCCGGUGUGUGAGUUUGAUCUAGUGAAGGAUUCUGAGGUGCAAGACUUCCGGAGAAAUAUUCUUAAUGUCUGCAAAGACUCGGUGGAACUGCGAGAUGUCAUCGGGCUACACAGUCGAGCGCUAUACGUUUAUCCUCCUAACGUAGAGUCCUCGCCGGAGCUUCCAAAGCACAUAUACAGCAAAUUAGACAAAGGUCAAAUCAUCGUGGUUAUCUGGGUGAUCGUCUCCCCCAACAAUGACAAGCAGAAGUACACGCUGAAGAUCAAUCAUGAUUGUGUACCUGAGCAGGUGAUCGCCGAAGCCAUCAGGAAGAAAACCCGGAGCAUGCUGCUGUCAGCCGAGCAGCUGAAGAUGUGUGUGCAGGAGUAUCAGGGCAAGUACAUCCUGAAGGUCUGUGGUUGUGACGAGUAUCUUCUGGAGAAGUACCCCAUCAGUCAGUACAAGUAUGUACGGAGUUGCAUUAUGCUGGGUCGCAUGCCAAACCUCAUGCUUAUGUCCAAGGACAGUCUUUAUUCCCAGCUGCCCAUGGACAACUUCACCAUGCCCUCCUACGCCCGCCGCAUCUCCACCGCCACGCCUUACAUGAACGGCGAGGCCUCCACCAAAUCUCUCUGGACCAUUAACAGCACUCUAAGGAUACGUGUCCUCUGCGCCACAUACGUUAAUGUGAAUAUCCGGGACAUUGACAAGAUUUAUGUGCGAACAGGGAUCUAUCAUGGUGGAGAACAGCUGUGUGACAAUGUAAACACUCAACGUGUCCCGUGUUCCAACCCGAGAUGGAACGAGUGGCUGACCUAUGACAUGUACAUUCCUGAUGUCCCACGGGCGGCUCGACUCUGUCUGUCCAUCUGCUCUGUGAAAGGAAGGAAGGGGGCAAAAGAGGAGCACUGUCCGCUGGCCUGGGGAAACGUCAACCUGUUCGACUACACGCACACUCUGGUGGCAGGGAAGAUGGCGCUGAAUCUGUGGCCGGUACCACACGGCCUGGAAGACCUCCUCAACCCGAUUGGUGUCACGGGAUCCAACCCUAACAAGGAAACGCCCUGUCUCGAGCUGGAGUUCGAUUAUUUCAGCUCUCCUGUGAAGUACCCUGACAUGGCCAACAUCGAGGAUCACGCCAACUGGAUAAUAUCCAGGGAGAUGGGAUACAAUUACUGCCAGUCUGGACAGAGCAGCAGACUGGCACGAGAUCACGCCAUGACGGAGACUGAUAUAGAGCAACUUCGGCAGCUGAGCAACAGGGACCCGCUUUCUGAGAUCACUGAGCAGGAGAAAGACUUCCUCUGGAGACACAGGCAGUAUUGUGUAAACAUACCAGAUAUCCUGCCAAAGAUCCUUCUGGCGGUGAAGUGGAACUCCCGCGAUGAAGUCGCACAGAUGUAUUGCCUUCUUAAAGACUGGCCGGCGAUAAAGCCAGAACAAGCCAUGGAGCUGCUGGACUGUAACUAUCCUGAUCCAAUGAUUCGAGACUUUGCAGUUCGGUGUCUUGAGAAGUACCUGACCGAUGACAAACUCUCUCAGUACCUCAUUCAGUUGGUCCAGGUUUUGAAGUACGAGCAGUAUCUGGAUAAUCCGCUGGUGCGAUUCCUGCUGAAAAAAGCUCUUACCAACCAGAGGAUCGGACACUUCUUCUUUUGGCAUUUGAAGUCAGAGAUGCACAAUAAAACGGUGAGUCAGCGGUUCGGUCUGCUGCUCGAGUCGUACUGCCGGGCGUGUGGCAUGUACCUGAAGCACCUGAGCAGACAGGUGGAAGCCAUGGAGAAGCUCAUCAACCUCACAGACAUCCUCAAGCAGGAGAAGAAGGAUGAGACUCAGAAGGUGCAAAUGAAGUUCCUGGUGGAGCAGAUGAGGAGACCCGACUACAUGGAUGCCCUCCAAAAUUUCACCUCUCCACUCAACCCCGCCCACCAGCUGGGUAACCUGCGACUUGAAGAUUGUAGGAUCAUGUCCUCAGCCAAGAGACCGCUGUGGCUCAACUGGGAAAACCCUGACAUCAUGUCCGAACUUCUCUUCCAGAACAAUGAGAUCAUCUUCAAGAACGGAGAUGACCUGCGGCAGGACAUGCUAACCCUUCAGAUCAUCAGGAUAAUGGAGAACAUUUGGCAAAACCAGGGGCUGGACCUGAGAAUGCUCCCGUACGGCUGUCUGUCUAUUGGAGACUGUGUGGGUCUCAUAGAGGUGGUGAGGAGUUCUCACACCAUCAUGCAGAUUCAGUGUAAGGGAGGCCUGAAGGGGGCGCUGCAGUUUAACAGUUCAACGCUGCAUCAGUGGCUGAAGGACAAGAACAAGGGCGAGAUGUACGAUCUGGCGGUCGAUUUAUUCACACGAUCCUGCGCUGGCUAUUGUGUGGCCACCUUCAUUCUGGGCAUCGGUGACAGACACAACAGCAACAUCAUGGUGAAGGACGACGGGCAGCUGUUUCAUAUAGAUUUCGGUCACUUUUUGGACCACAAGAAGAAGAAGUUUGGCUACAAGAGAGAGCGAGUGCCGUUCGUCUUGACUCAAGACUUCUUAAUAGUGAUCAGCAAAGGAGGAACACAAGAGUGCACUAAAACCAGAGAGUUUGAGAGGUUCCAGGAGAUGUGCUACAAGGCUUACUUGGCCAUCAGACAGCACGCCAACCUGUUCAUCAACCUCUUCUCCAUGAUGCUGGGCUCGGGCAUGCCAGAGCUGCAGUCCUUCGAUGACAUCGCUUACAUCCGCAAGACCCUGGCGCUGGACAAAACCGAGCAGGAAGCCCUGGACUAUUUCAUGAAGCAGAUGAAUGACGCUCACCACGGCGGAUGGACCACCAAGAUGGACUGGAUCUUCCACACCAUACGCCACCACGCCCAAAACUGAACCGAAGCGGCGGGACAUAGUGCCUGUAUGACGGGCCAAACCGAGACCCUUAUUCUAGGGCACGCUGCCUGAUGGGGAAUUACAGCACCCACCCAAACCUCAUGUACAAACGCGUCUGAUCUCCAGCAUUGUCCAUUAUAGUCUCGUUCCCCCUCGUGCUGCUCUUUUCCUGGAGAGUCAAUUCUUCUAAUUAAUAUUUAUGAUGGGUGUUUUUGUGUGGGGAAAAAAAACGUUGUUGGAGAAAAGCGUUCUGUACUUUUCAGCAGCUUUUGCAGGAACGCUUACGUCUUCCUGUUUAAAACGACAAAUGCCUUUGAAUAUGCGCGCAACUCUCCGAGAACACUCUGGAAAACAGGGUUUGGCUUGCUGCCUAGCCUUUGUUUUCCAAACCAACACUAAUCCCCUGACAGACAAUGGAGACGUUGCGGCGCGAAACUGAUGGUGCUGAUCUUCGUCAAGACGCUGAAGUGUUUCGUGUUUGUUGAGUUCACUCCGCCGCACAGAGACGGAUGAUACGCUUUCUUCCUUACAUGCACAGCGAGCGGAAACGAUUAUGCACUGGAUGAAUCUACUCACACUCUCACAUAGUAGCACUACACACUUCUCAAGAUAACACUCUUAUCUAACGCCGCAGUUCCUCUGGCGCUCGACCGAGAGAGACGAGACCGGACAUAAUGCAGAUAUAUAUGCAACACAAGUCAGCGAUGGCACACAAUUCUUUGCCAAUCUGUCCUACACAACACCAAAAACUCAGAUGACUGCCCUCAAUCCUAAACGUGCAUUUUGACUCAAAGAUGAUCUACCACUGUCAUUGGCCAUGGGGUCUCUCAAUAGUCAAAUAUCCACCCACGAAUCGUCCUGGCCAAUAUAUAUAUGUGUCCGUCCACUAGUUGGGCGUAUUUGAAUAGUUUGUCCCAUAGAUGAAUGAUGUUUUCCUGUUUCCAGCAUGCAGAAUAGCAGAGUACACUACAGUGCACUACACAUAGUAUACUGGAUGUGUGCGGACGGUCUGUCCUCCUGAAAGACGUGUCGUGAAGUGAAUGUCUCAGAUGUUCAGAUGGGUUGAGCUAACAAGACCGCACACACACAGUAUAUCAUGUGUAAGUAAUUAGGGCUAAUUUAGGGCUUCGGUGGAAUGAAGUGUCUUGCACAAACGGAGCGUUCUCCUUCAAUGGCAAAAACAGGAAGACGGCGCCCUCUGUGGUCGGGUUAAGUGCCUUGCUUGGGGCCGACAGUUCCAGCUGCUCCCGCUACGAUCACGUCCUCAAUUCCCGAACAAACAAGCACUCCGGCAUCAGCACCAUCUGGCCUGGUGUUUCACGAGAUCCUCUCGUCAUUCAGUCUAAACGCCCGUCAUGUUUCUGCAUUACUUUAAAGCUGUGAAAAUGUACAAAUGAGGUGCAAUCGUGCUAUUUAAAUGGAUAAAUCGCUACUAUAUCUUGCACACCUUUUUAUGUUGUUUUGUUCUCGUCGCAGCUCAGUGUGACAAUGAUCAUACCCGCAUAACCGCCUGAAACGUAAAUGAUCAUAAACGAACCGUUUUUAUGUAGGAAAGGACACGCGCUCGUUUACACGUUACAAUCUCAUGAGGGUUUGUGCUGAAACAAUCUGAAAGAGCGAUCUGAAAUGUGAGUUUUCUGCUUAGACUCAUCAUCUGAACCAGUGUGAAAAUAUCGAAACCUCUUUAAAUCAAGAGACGUGUUCAUGAGAAGCCCAAUUGUGUACGAUAAGGUCAAACCGAGUGUUGUUUAUGCUCAAAACGAGAAAUGCAAUCAGCCACUGGUGUAAGAAAACACAACAAGACUUGUACAUUUUAGCUUCUCAACUACAUGAACCUUUAGGUUUAGGAGUGAUUAAUAAAAGGAUUUCCCGCCUGUGAUUUGCUGUUGUAGUUUUCUGCACUUCUGCGUUCAUUCGUAUCUCUGCAGUAAACACGUGAACAGAUAUCCACAUGCGUCAGACUGAUGUGUGCAGGUGUUUCGUGUUGCCUUCAGUCCUGUGGGACACUUUAAUCUCCUGCAUGUGUUUAAGCAGCUCUUUUACUAGCUUGAAUCAGCUGCUGUAGAAGUUAGUGACGGUCAGCAGCUUCUAUUCGCUCUCCGAAAGCCAUUUAAUGCAUGCUUCUGUUCAAUCGUUGUGUCGUCGUCUGUACAGGCUACAGAUCUUGGGCUGGACCCGCUGAAAACAAGCCCAUUCACAAUCUUUCUAAUUGACCUUUUUUAAAUGGUUUAACGACUCACUUGCAUUAUCUAUUGAGAUGCAGAAGUGUCCUGGAGUCUUUUGUAUGGCAAAGGAAAAAGGAGUAAAUAGUAGGAGUUAAACAAGACAAUGUUUAAUAAGAUUCAGUUGUACUUGAAUAUCAUUGUUGGAACCGUGUUUGCGUGUCCAUGUUACAUCGCACUGAAGGUUCACAUGCUUAGGCAAUUUCAUACCGAUGAUGAAUGUUUCAAUGGUUUGCUCAUGAGAAUCUGCUACACUAAUAAAAAGUUACAAAAUAAAGACCAUUUGAAUUGAGAGGAAACCCAAUUGUACACGUGUUUGAAGACUGUCGGGAGGAUGUAAUAAAGGUCAAAGCGGUUUUCUGUGCUUUUCUGAAAUGGUUGGCGUAGUUACAUUUAUCUCUCUGUAACACUGUUGCAUUUUACUCAUUAUGUGUUGAUGUCAUAGAGAUAUCGUUUUCUUUACUAUCACCAUUAUGAAAUUAUAUAAAACGGGCCAAAUACUUUUCUUUACCUGCAUCCUUGCAUGAGGUUCAAAAGUAAAAUAUACAACGGAGUAAAAAAUAUGGAAAGAAGUCAAACUUCACAAAGUUGCCCAAGUAUUUUUGUUGAUCAUUUGUCAUUUGGGGGAUUUUUGGCCUGUGACUGCAUUCAGCACAAACAUCUAUUUCUGUUCAGUUUCAUUGUGCACUUCAGUUCAAGAGUCGCUUUGUAUUCAGUCUGUCUUAUGUGACUAUGUACAAAUAAACGUAUUUCAAGAACAUUUUCCUGAUUAUAGCUGAUGUCUCGCAUGCACAUUCACAUUUUUGGGGUUCAAGUCAUAUGGUAUAUUGUACUUUAUUAUUAUUAUUAUUAUUGAAAUACAAAUAGUGGGAUUUUCUGCACUGUGCAAACACAAUAAUUAAUAAAAAUAAAUAAAAAUCUUCCUCUAUGGUGCAUUCAAAAAUAUUUUCUUUUCUAUAUUUUAUAUCUAAUUUAUCUCUUUGGUGUAUUAAAAACAUCCCUCAAAAUGUUCACUUUUGUCUUUCUUGUUUGUUCUAACGAGUUGCUAGUUAAAGACUACAAAUACCACAAGCAUGUGAGUGAAUGUGCCUGACAGAACAGAAAACUGUUGUAGUUCUUCUUUAGUAUCUUGUGUGAAAAGGCCUUUCCCAAUUUAUAAAUGAGAACAUUGUAAAAGAUGUUUGUUUAUUUAUUGGGGAAAAAUGUGUUGUUUGUUUAUUUUCACCUGGGACACAACAGGGAUCAAAUGGAAAGACAAAAUGUAUUUAAUUAAUCUCUUUAUUUUGUUAUAAACAAAAUUUUACAUAAAUAAAUGCAAAUUUUCUG